Lodderomyces beijingensis is the source of this 267-nucleotide messenger RNA. The record is from the annotation of a GenBank genome assembly. Lineage: Eukaryota; Fungi; Ascomycota; Pichiomycetes; Serinales; Debaryomycetaceae.
AUGUUGAACUUGAUCGGGGCCACAUCAGGUAGAAUAUUCAGAAACACACAAUGUGCCCAUCACAUAACGCAAGUGCGAAAUAAGAUGAAGUCGCACCACGCCAUCAAGAACAGACUCAUCAAGACCAAGUCGGGGCAACUCAAACGAAGAUUUGCUGGUACCAAUCACGGGAACGGCAAUUUCAGCUUUGCGUCGUUGAAACAUCUUCGAGGCUUCACUACGGUCAAGCCUAAGCUGUAUUUGAAAAAGAUGUUGCCCUUCGCAUAG